UAAAAUGUUUAAUGAUUUAUAGUUAUUAAAACAGCUACAAACAUGGCUUAUGAAUGGUUGGAUCAGCAUUAUCCCUCAUUGUGAUUAAGCUCAAUACAUUCAAAACAUCAGCUGUGCUUUUCCCACUACACUUCAAACCAGCAGACUCUCAGUAUGAUGGAUUUGAUCUGUUUUGUCAUUAUAUUUUUGACACAGAUACUAAACGUGCCCGUUAUCUGUUCAGUUCACUCUUCAGCAAUCAGUAAGUGAGACAAGUGUUGAGCGCGCUCCAGCUCCAGAGAAAGACUCACCUGGCUGUAAUUUGAGCUCAUCAGAGGAUCCAUGAUGAGGCCCUAAGAGAGAAGCGAGUGUAACGGUCUGUUUCUGCACACUGAUCAAAAGAUUGCGCUGAAACAUUGGGACUUUAAACAAAAAUACAGAUUACAGUCACAAAGCAGAUCAAUAUAUUCUUGAAACUUCAAGCUUCAAAGCCACUUUGCCUUUAAGCAGCACUUAUUUGUCAUCAAAGUGUGACUGAUCCCAAUUAAGCUUGAUUAAGCAGCACACCUGUCUUCAGUUAUGCAUCCUCUGGGGGCUAUAAAGGCUCUCCAAAGAGGAUGGCCAGAUCCAUUUGCUAGAAAACGACAGUUUCUGAAGCUCUGCAGCGCUCUUGAUUACGUUUUGCAACGCCAUCUCCAACCAUGGGAAAAGAGAAGACUCAUGUUAACGUGGUGAUUAUCGGCCACGUUGACAGUGGGAAAUCCACCACCACCGGACACCUGGUCUACAAGUGUGGAGGAAUUGAUCAAAGGAGGCUGGAGAAAUUUGAGAAGGCUGCGAAUGAAAUGGGGAAGAGCUCCUUUAAAUUUGCCUGGGUGCUGGACAAGCUGAAAGCUGAGCGGGAGCGAGGAAUCACCAUCGAUAUCACGCUGCUGAAGUUCAACACCCAGAAAUACAUCAUGACUGUAAUUGAUGCUCCGGGCCACCGUGACUUCAUCAAAAACAUGAUAACUGGGACGUCACAGGCUGACGUUGCCCUCCUGGUGGUCUCUGCAGCCAAAGGAGAGUAUGAGGCCGGCGUGUCUCGGAGUGGUCAGACCAGAGAGCAUGCCUUGCUGGCUUAUACUCUAGGUGUGAAGCAAAUCAUAGUCUGUGUGAACAAGAUGGACCUGACCGAGCCACCUUACAGCCAGAGCCGCUUCGAGGAAGUGAUGCGAGGGGUGAGCGGCUUCCUCAGGAAGAUUGGCUACGACACCACGGCUGUGCCCUUCGUUCCAGUUUCAGGCUGGACUGGGGAGAACAUGAUCACCGCAUCUCAAAGGAUGCCGUGGUUUCAAGGCUGGAAGGUGAGACGAAAGGAAGGGAAUAAAAGUGGGAAGACGCUGCUUGAAGUCCUGGACUCGAUUCAGCCACCUGUGCGCACAGUCAACAAGCCACUACGAUUACCUCUGCAGGAUGUCUACAAAAUUGGAGGAGUUGGGACUGUGCCAGUGGGUAAAAUUGAAACUGGUGUCCUGAAGCCUGGCAUGAUGCUGACGUUCUCCCCUGCCAAGCUCACUGCAGAGGUAAAGUCUAUUGAGAUGCACCACCAGGGGCUGGAGACGGCUCUGCCCGGCCACAAUGUUGGCUUUAACAUCAAGAACGUGUCCGUGAAGAACCUGCGGCGUGGGGACGUGGCUGGGAACGCUCAGCAGGAUCCUCCUUCAGAUGUUAAAAGCUUUGACGCUCAGGUGAUAAUCCUGAACCAUCCAGGGAAGAUCAAAGCAGGCUACUCCCCAGUUCUGGACUGCCACACAGCCCACGUCACCUGCCGUUUCGCUGAGCUGAAGGAGAAGCUCGACCGCCGCACGGGCAAGAAGCUGGAGGACCACCCGCAGAUCCUCAUGUCUGGAGAUGCGGCCACAGUCAAACUGGUCCCCAUCAAGCCCAUGUGUGUGGAGAGCUUCUUCACAUACCCUCCUUUAGGUCGCUUCGCGGCGAGAGACCUGAAGCAGACGGUCGCUGUAGGAGUCAUCAAGUCAGUGGAAAAGAACCACGGCUCAAAACUGCACAAAGCUCAAGUUUGUAAAUAAGUUUUUGGUUUACCAGAGGUCUGGUAAUGCUGCUUCAUGGGAAGAGUUUUAUUUGAUGAAAUGUAUUUGUGUUGUGACACAAAAAGCUUAUGUUGUCUUUAAAGUGUAUAGUAUUCCUGUGUUGAUAAACCCAGAAGUAGAGUUUGGUUGGUUUUUUGGUUUAAAAUUGAAUGUCUCAAAAUAAAAUGGUGUGGAGAAGAACUGGUUUAAGUGUCUUUACUGUUGAACCGUCAACGGCAUCUUAAUGUACAUCUGAAAGAACUUCAACUAAACUCUCCUCAGGGAUAGUCUUAAAUAUUGCUUAAAGCUGAAUGAGAAGCCUCAGCAUCUCAUGGUGCACAACAUCUCCAGUUUGUAAUAAAGUCAUGCUUUAAAUUGUAAAGCACCAAAUGCAGAGUUUAUUGGUUCUAAUGAGUAUGGUCUGGAUUUUCAAGUUCGUUUACAACAGCCG
Haplochromis burtoni (Burton's mouthbrooder) is the source of this 2502-nucleotide messenger RNA. It is a transcript of the gene eef1a1l3, whose product is annotated as Elongation factor 1-alpha-like. Gene Ontology annotation, molecular function: GTPase activity; GTP binding; translation elongation factor activity. Lineage: Eukaryota; Metazoa; Chordata; Actinopteri; Cichliformes; Cichlidae. The record is from RefSeq and is a predicted model, not a curated record. The coding region runs from base 681 to 2051 and encodes 456 amino acids. Gene Ontology annotation, biological process: translation; translational elongation. The transcript has 7 exons.